AUGUCUCUGGGAAUCAGACAACUCACUCCAGCCGUCCUACCGGACGGCGCUCCCCCCGGUACCGGCUCAGUCCCGCAUCCCAUUCGGAGGGGGGGGGUGGGAGGCGGACACCCCGCUCACCCCGGGCUGUGCCACGCAGCAUUCCCGGUCCUGGUCUACAUCCACGGCGGAUACUGGCAGUGCCUGAGUAAGGACGAGUCGGGGUUCGCAGCCCCCCCGUUGGUGUCGCGGGGGGUGGCGGUGGUGGCGGUGGGCUAUGACAUAGCUCCCCAAGGCCACAUGGACGCCAUGGUGCUGCAGGUGCGGCGCAGCCUCGCCUUCCUGGUGCGGCGGUACUCCGGCAUCAGAGGUGUGUACCUGUGUGGACACUCGGCAGGGGCCCACCUGGCAGCCAUGGUGCUGGCCACGGACUGGACGGAGUACGGGGUGACGCCAGAUAUCAAAGGAGCGGUGCUGGUGAGCGGCGUGUACGACCUGGAGCCCAUCCUGCACACCUACGUGAACGAUGUGCUGAACAUGAGCCGGGAGGUGGCCCAGAGGAACAGCCCCAUGCUGUGCAUCCCCCCAGCAGUGCCAACGUCCUGUGAGGUGCUCGUGGCUGUGGCCCAGCACGACUCCCCGGAGUUCCGCAGGCAGUCGCAGGAGUACGGCCAGGCCCUGCGUGCAGCCGGCUGGUCUGUCUCCCUGCUGGAUCUCGCCGGUGUGGAUCACUUUGACAUCAUCGAGAAGCUGUCAGAGGAGAGCUACGUUCUCACUCAGGUGAUUCUGAACAUGAUUUCAAGAGCUUGAUGGCACAUCAGGAGCAAACUGAACGGGAACCGCAGCCCUGCGCGGUGGCGACAGGCAGCUGCCUGCACCCUGCCCUCUCCGCUCUGCCCACCCUGCAGCCGUGCAGGGUCCCUGAACACCAGUUAUCACCGAUUCUCGCUGGGCUGGUGUUCCUAUGCUGGGCUCUUCCUGCCCCUCUGGAGCUUCCCUGCCCCUCAGGGCUGCAGGGCUCUGCCUGGAUGACCCGGUGAUGAAGUUUGUUCCCUCUUUUUUCCUUUAAACCGCUUAUUGCCAAUACAAAAUGCAACGGGAGUAA
Calidris pugnax (ruff) is the source of this 1084-nucleotide messenger RNA. It is a transcript of the gene AFMID, whose product is annotated as arylformamidase. The transcript has 9 exons. Gene Ontology annotation, molecular function: arylformamidase activity. NCBI's taxonomy places the organism in Eukaryota, Metazoa, Chordata, Aves, Charadriiformes, Scolopacidae. The record is from RefSeq and is a predicted model, not a curated record. The coding region runs from base 1 to 789 and encodes 262 amino acids.